AGUUGCUUGUGUUGCAGCUGUGGCAGCUGCACACCGUAUUUAGAAGUGUCGGAUAAAUCACGCGUUCUUUGCAUCUUCACUGUCUUGAGUCCCUACGCAUCUCUCAGAUUACCUGUCAAUCGGACAUCCACUCGCGCCACAAGGGACUGAGAUUAUCGAGGUUUUGCCGCGCAAGCAGAUAGCGCAGCCAGCGCGGGGCGUCAGCUGCACAGCAGUCGCGCAGCCCCCGCUGUUGUAUGCAGAUGACAGCGGCCAAGGUAUCGUCGGUGCAUUCUAUCCCGCUGUAUCCGGAACCACGCUUGGUGAUAUUCGAACCGGCGAUGCCAAUGGAUCACCCCCUCGAAAAGCUUGAGCCGGGCACGAUCAUCGAGCUGUCGGGCCAUGUUCUCGGCAGCCCCAAGAGGUUUAGCAUCAACCUCGUGACAGCCGGCGGCGACAUCGCGCUGCACGUGAAUCCGCGCUUCGACGUCGGCAACACGGUCUUCAACACGUUCCGCAACGAGGAUUGGGAGGAGGAGGAGGUAGUCCAGCGCCUACCCGUGCAGCAGGGGCACAACUUCGACUUCAUGAUACUCGUCGAAGAGAUGGGCUACAAGGUGGCCUUCAACGGGCUCCACUUUGCGGACUUCAAGCACCGGCUGCUCUACAGCAUGGUGCAGAGGCUCAAGGUCGACGGCUGCGUCACCGUUCACCGUGUCGAGCAGCGACCACCGUUGGGUGCUCCGAUGCCCCCCAUGGAGGGCUGCCAGCAGCCGGAACAGCCUCUGCCAGUUGAACCGUGCGUUGUGUACAAUCCGCCAACGCCAUUCCUGCACAUGCUGCCUGGCGGGCGCCUGACACCCGGUCUGAUGGUCUACGUCAGCGGCCGACCACACAGCGAGGCCACCUCGUUCUCGCUGAACUUCCAGUGCGGAAGCCAGGGCUCGGACAUUGCAUUCCACUUCAAUCCGCGCUUCCAUCGCAAGGAGAUGGUGCGCAACAGCUUUCAGGAUGGUGACUGGGGAACGGAGGAGCGCAAGUGCCACGGCUUCCCCUUCACACCCGGGGUGCACUUUGAUGUGCUCAUCCGGGUGCUGGACGCCACCUACGACGUGGCCGUCAACGGCCAGCACUACCUGCAGUUCCAGCACCGGCUGCAGCCGCUGCAGCGCGUCAGCCACUUCCUCGUCGAGGGCGACGUGCUGCUGGCAUCGUGCAAGUUUCAACACUGCUGAUGCCGUCACUACGAAAGGCUCGACGCUAACACUAACGGCUCACUGGUUAAACCCGAAUAAAGAUCUAGUCUCGAAAUGUUAAUGCAAUAUCUGUUAGAAUAAAACUCUACAUUUGUUUGUA
Molecule: messenger RNA, 1335 nt
Organism: Rhipicephalus sanguineus (brown dog tick)
Lineage: Eukaryota; Metazoa; Arthropoda; Arachnida; Ixodida; Ixodidae
Product: galectin-4
Exons: 8
Coding region: 237-1214 (325 amino acids)
Molecular function (GO): carbohydrate binding; galactoside binding
Source: RefSeq, a predicted model, not a curated record